GAGAAAAAAUAUACUUGUCUCAUUCUAACUUAUUGCAUCAGUUCAACAGGAACAGAAAAUAGAUCCUUUCAGUACUGACAGUGCAUUUCGAAUCCUAGCAAUAGUGACGUCACGGUGAACUUGCAAUAAAGAUUGUAAGUGCAAUAAGUUAAAGUAAAAAAUGUAAUCUUGUCUUAUUCUUAUUUAUCACACGAGUCAGGUUUUUUAUGUUUGACAUGGAAGUAAACUUCAAAAUAAAAGACAAAGAGAAAAACAUUUGUAUAAAUAUAACUCGUAUAAAAAGUAUAAAGACGUAAAUAUAGCAGGAACAGAUUUAAAAAUACAUGUAGAAUGUAUAGACAACAAAUCUUAUGAGAUUUUUUGGAAAAUUUUUUUUGCUCUACCUUUUGAAAGUUCCAAAAAAUGAGUCGAAUUUGUAAUGUCAUAUAAGAGAUAGACAGGAACACAUAGAGUGAUUAAGGGGAGUGGGAAAUGAUAAACAUCAACAGAUUAGUAUUGUAACCAAUAGACUUUUACUUAUCAUUGUCAUUGCUUCGUUAUCAUUUAUACUAAAUCAGUUUCGGACAACUCUCCAAAAUGUUUACUAAUCACAUUGAGAGUGGAGUGGAGUGGAGUGGGUGUAUUGCUACAUCUGUAACAGUGACUUACUAUAAAAGUGACUUGAUUUAUUAAAGACAUUCAAUAUUGUCCAGAUUACCAUUGUGAAAUUAAUACCAUGUUCAUCAACAUGGCGAGUUUAAGGACAAUAAUUAGAGGAGGUCAAGUAUAUCUGAAGAGAUGUUAUGCAACUGGGACAAAGUUAAUUGAAACAACACGUGACAAUGACACAGGCAUCGAUAUUAUAUCUAUGUCAAGGACACCAGUCAACAGUUUAAAUACAGAACUAUUAGUUUCGCUGAGAACAUCUCUAUUGGAAGCGAAAAAUUCACGCAGCAAAGGCAUCAUAUUGACGUCCUCCUUACCAACUAUAUUUUCAGCAGGAGUAGAUAUCAUGGAACUUUGUACUGAAGAUAAAAAUAAACUUGUUACCUUCUGGCAUGCAUUGCAAAGCACUUGGCUGACUCUCUACAGUUUAGAUAUUCCAACAGCAGCUGCUAUUAAUGGUUCCAGUCCUGCUGGAGGUUGUUUGCUUUCAAUGUCUACAGAAUACAGAGUUUUUGUUGAGGGCAAGCAUUCUAUUGGAUUGAACGAAACGCAAUUAGGUCUCGUCGCUCCAAAAUGGUUCAGAGAUAUAUAUAUUUCGUUGUUGGGCUACCGACAAGCUGAGAUUGCGCUCUUGAAGGGCUUGUUAUUUAAACCCGAGAAGGCGUUAGAAAUUGGUCUUGUGGACGAACUCGCUAAAGAUAAGACUGAUGCAAUUGAAAAAUGCAAAAAUUACAUAUUGUCUUUCGAAAAUAUACCCCAACUUGGCAGGGGUCUCAGCAAAUUGGAAUUGCGAAAGGACUUAAUCGAAUGGUUCAACAAGAAUAAAGAGAUUGAUACCGAACAAUUCGUAAAUACGUUACAAUUGCCAAAAAUACAAGCUGGCCUCAAAUUAUACAUCGAGUAUUUAAAACAGAACCAGCGAUAGAUAUCUUGGUAAGAGAUAAUAUUCGCGUUUUCUAUUCUUUAUAAUAUUGUGCCUUUUUGGAUGGAUAUUUUUCAUUAUUGUGCCUUUUUGGAUGGAUAUUUUUCAUAAUAUUAUAUAAAUAAAUAUUUUCAUAUUGUUGCAUAAAACUUA
Messenger RNA from Odontomachus brunneus, 1720 nucleotides. Its product is annotated as enoyl-CoA delta isomerase 1, mitochondrial-like. Gene Ontology annotation, biological process: fatty acid beta-oxidation. Lineage: Eukaryota; Metazoa; Arthropoda; Insecta; Hymenoptera; Formicidae. Bases 716 to 1570 code for a protein of 284 amino acids. Gene Ontology annotation, molecular function: enoyl-CoA hydratase activity. Gene Ontology annotation, cellular component: mitochondrion. The transcript is spliced from 6 exons. The record is from RefSeq and is a predicted model, not a curated record.